AAUGAGUGAAUAAGAUUACCAAAACAAUUCACGUUAUUCCACACUCUAAUCAAAUAAUUACUAGAGUUAAUUAUUGUCCACUCAUUUUGGAAAAUUAUUGGAUAAAAAUGAAGCAUUCUUCAAUCAUCUCAAAGGUGAUUGUAUUUGUGGUAGAUGUAUUUGCGGAUAAUGUAAAUGCCCGAAGAUGCUCUUGUCAAAUGAUUUUAAGAAAGGAUAAGAAUCAUUAUAUUAAAGGAAUUUUAUCGCCCAUGGCAAAUAAAAGUAAAUUCCUCUCAUUGAUCACAAUGUAACUUACAAAAGUUAGUUACCCAUGGAUAUUAAUACCAUCUAAAGGGUACUAAAAUACUAAUUCAAUUUUAGAGCACAUAUUAAGCUCACGCUGAUGCUAAACCAGCAGAAUCUUUAAAACCUGAACAAAAAGUGUUUUUGAUUCCAUUCAGUAGUUCAUCAGCAUACAGAGUAAUUAUAUUGAGAUUUUUAUUAGCUUGACUACACUGGAGGUGGAAUGUCAUCUCUUAAGAUUAAUCCUCCUCAUCAUCCUACUGUAGUAGAUAUUCCUAUGACUACACAUUCAACCUAUCAGGAUAACUUUUAUAAAAAACCUAUUCCAAGAGAAGAAUUUCUAACAACUGCAAAUAAAAGCAGCUUUAAAAGUCCAAUAUCACCAGAAUUGCCUUUUAUUCAUUAAUCUACAAAUAGUGCAUUUUACAAGCCUUAUCAAACUGGAAAGCUAAAUAGAAUUGAUCCUGAAUAAGUAAAUUUAACAACUCAUAUUUUUAGAAUGUUAGAAUGAUUCCUGCUUUUGAUGGUUAAUUUAAUUCAACUACACAAAAGGAUUUUGAUGAUAAGAAUCCAAAAAAAUGCCCAUCCAGAGUUUUUUUGAACUCCUUAUACAAAUAAAAACUUUAAUAAAUUGCUUGA
Molecule: messenger RNA, 921 nt
Organism: Paramecium pentaurelia
Lineage: Eukaryota; Ciliophora; Oligohymenophorea; Peniculida; Parameciidae
Source: the annotation of a GenBank genome assembly